AUGACAGACAUUCUCAUCGACAAGCUCCGUAACUCUGACGCGGACGAUGACUGGAAAAAGGGUCUUAACAUUCCUGCAAAGGAUACAAGAACUCAGACUGAGGAUGUCACCAAUACUAAAGGUCUCGAAUGGGAGGAUUUUAAUCUGAAGCGUGACCUCCUCAAGGGCAUCUUCGAGGCCGGCUACGAAAAGCCCUCACCGAUUCAGGAGGAGAGCAUACCUAUUGCCCUCGCUGGCCGGGACAUUCUGGCCCGCGCAAAGAACGGCACCGGCAAGACGGCUGCCUUCGUCAUUCCCGCUCUCGAAAAGAUCAACCCAAAAGUCUCCAAGAUCCAAUGUCUAAUUCUGGUCCCCACUCGCGAGCUGGCGAUGCAGACAUCGCAGGUUUGCAAGAUCCUUGGCAAGCACCUCGGCGUCAAUGUUAUGGUCACGACGGGUGGAACAGGGCUUCGUGACGAUAUCGUCCGGUUGCAGGACGCCGUCCAUAUCGUGGUCGGUACCCCUGGGCGUAUCCUUGAUCUGGCUUCGAAGCAGGUUGCCGAUUUGAGCGAGUGCCCCAUGUUCAUCAUGGAUGAGGCCGACAAGCUUCUGUCGCCCGAGUUCACCCCUGUCAUCGAGCAGCUGCUCCAGUUCCAUCCUAAAGACCGUCAGGUCAUGCUCUUCUCCGCCACCUUCCCGAUCUCCGUCAAGGCCUUCUCUGAUAACAACAUGAGGGAUCCCUACGAGAUCAACCUCAUGGAUGAGCUCACCCUCCGCGGUAUUACUCAGUACUAUGCCUACGUUGAAGAGAGGCAAAAGGUGCACUGCCUGAACACCCUCUUCUCCAAACUGCAGAUCAACCAGUCUAUUAUCUUCUGCAACUCCACCAACCGCGUGGAGCUGCUCGCCAAGAAGAUCACCGAGCUGGGCUAUUCCUGCUUCUACAGCCAUGCCAAGAUGCCCCAGGCUGCUCGUAAUCGCGUCUUCCACGAUUUCCGCAACGGCGUCUGCCGCAACCUCGUCUGCUCGGAUCUCCUCACCCGUGGUAUCGAUAUUCAGGCCGUCAACGUUGUCAUCAACUUUGACUUCCCGAAGAACGCGGAAACCUAUCUCCACCGUAUCGGCCGUUCGGGUCGUUACGGCCACCUUGGUCUUGCUAUCAACCUGAUCAACUGGGAUGACAGGUUUAACCUGUACAACAUCGAGCGGGAACUCGGCACCGAAAUUCAUCCUAUUCCUGCGGAGAUUCCGAAGAACCUUUAUGUUUAUGAGAACCCUGAGACCAUCCCGCGACCCAUCUCCACCUUCAAGCCUGUUCCUAUUGGGCAGAAGCAGUUACCGAUGCCGCAGACGUCUCAGCAGCAACAGGUUCCGCAACAACCUCAGCCACAGCAGCCGCAGCAGGCUCAGGAGCAACAGAAGCAAGCUCAGCAGGAGCUUCAGCAACAGCAGGCUCAGCCUGCCGCCCAACAAGGCCAGCCACGCUCUGGCCACCAGAAUGACUGGCACGGCCAAAAUCGCCAGGGCUACCAGCAGAAUCGGAACAUGCACCAGGGCAACCGCGGCGGUUACGGCGGCAGUCACCGUGGCGGACGUGGUCGUGGCGGCUACCAGAACCAGGGCCAACGCCAUCAGAACUAUGGCGCUCCGCAGCAGCGUGGUCCUCGGCAGCAGCAGACGGCAUAA
Thermochaetoides thermophila DSM 1495 is the source of this 1665-nucleotide messenger RNA. Its product is annotated as ATP-dependent RNA helicase-like protein. Bases 1 to 1665 code for a protein of 554 amino acids. Gene Ontology annotation, molecular function: mRNA binding; ATP binding; RNA helicase activity. Lineage: Eukaryota; Fungi; Ascomycota; Sordariomycetes; Sordariales; Chaetomiaceae. Gene Ontology annotation, biological process: cytoplasmic stress granule assembly; P-body assembly. The record is from RefSeq and is a predicted model, not a curated record. The transcript is spliced from 3 exons. Gene Ontology annotation, cellular component: cytoplasmic stress granule; P-body.